GCAGAGCUGGUGACGACAGUGAGGAUGAUGAUGACAGUGAGGAUGACAAUGAUUAUAACAGUGGUGAUGAUGACGACGACGAUGAUGAUGACGGCAGCGACGCCCUAGAACAACAAAAUAAUAGUAAUGAAGGUGCUCAAGAAGAGCACUCAGAAGUACAGCAUGAAAAUGAGACUGCGAUUUUGGUGGCGGAUUUGGAGGACGCAAACGACCCUAAUGAGUCAACACAGCUACUGCAGGCCCCAUUGACAUCGUUGCAUAACGAUAACGAUACCGACAAGAACAACACCAAAUAA
Molecule: messenger RNA, 296 nt
Organism: Cylindrotheca closterium
Lineage: Eukaryota; Bacillariophyta; Bacillariophyceae; Bacillariales; Bacillariaceae
Source: the annotation of a GenBank genome assembly